AACAAUAACAUAACCAUUGCCGCUAUUCCUAUUCCAAUUUUUCGCUAUAAAAUUUCAAUUUCUCCCACCCAACCAAACCAACCAUUAUCAACAUAAAAAAUAAAAAUAAAAAUUAUUUUAUUUUUCUUUUCAUUCCUUUCUCGCACGACCCUCGGAGUAUAGAACCAUUCCUAUUUCCUACAUCUCUUCCUCCAACACCAAAUACUUCUUUUCCAUUAUUGUCCUUCCAAUCCCAACAAAAAAACAAUGGCGAACGCAGCAUCAGGAAUGGCCGUGAAUGAUGAGUGCAAGUUAAAGUUUUUGGAGCUCAAGGCGAAGAGGACCUAUCGGUAUAUCAUCUAUAAGAUUGAGGAGAAGCAGAAGCAAGUUGUUGUGGAUAAGCUUGGUGAGCCUGCUAAUGGUUAUGAUGAUUUCACUGCCAAUCUUCCUGCCGACGAGUGUCGAUAUGCUGUUUAUGAUUUUGAUUUUGUCACCGAGGAGAACUGCCAGAAAAGCAGAAUUUUCUUCAUAGCAUGGUGCCCUGAUACUUCUAGAGUAAGGAGCAAGAUGAUUUAUGCCAGCUCCAAAGAUAGGUUCAAGAGGGAACUUGAUGGAAUUCAAGUUGAAUUGCAAGCAACUGAUCCUACUGAGAUGGGUCUCGAUGUAUUCAAAAGCCGUGUCAAUUAAACUUUAGUGAUUGAAUAGGAGUUCUGAUUGGGAGCCCCAUUUAUGUGGAAAUGUCUAUAGUUUGUUGAAUGGUCAACUUGGCUAAUUACAUUAUUGAUUUUCCAAGUUUUGACAUGAAGUCUAUUGCAUCUUAAGCUUCUCUUGUGGGGCAUGUUAUGGUUUGUGACAUAUACAAUCUAUGUUUCUGUCAUUUUAAUUUCUAGUCCUGUGCUUACAAAUGAAUUAAUUAAUUAAUUUUGUAAUUGUUCCUUUGUGUGAUUGAACAAAAAUAUGGAACAAGCUAUUGUCCGAAAUAGUUUGUUGAAGGAUGAUAUGUUUUCUUUAUAAGACAAAUAAUGUAUAUUAAUUAAAGCA
Messenger RNA from Cicer arietinum (chickpea), 1020 nucleotides. RefSeq names its product actin-depolymerizing factor 2-like. The record is from RefSeq and is a predicted model, not a curated record. Gene Ontology annotation, molecular function: actin binding. NCBI's taxonomy places the organism in Eukaryota, Viridiplantae, Streptophyta, Magnoliopsida, Fabales, Fabaceae. Gene Ontology annotation, cellular component: actin cytoskeleton. Gene Ontology annotation, biological process: actin filament depolymerization.